This is a messenger RNA of Candidula unifasciata, 864 nucleotides long. The record is from the annotation of a GenBank genome assembly. NCBI's taxonomy places the organism in Eukaryota, Metazoa, Mollusca, Gastropoda, Stylommatophora, Geomitridae.
AUGGAGCAGCUGCUGCAGAAUCCAGCGUUCAGGAUGAAGAUCAGCUCCCUGUCGCCAUCGACCAGACGGUGGUUUAUCAGUUCCUUGAUAGACUUAUUUGAACAAGAAUCGGAAUAUGUGAUUGAUGUGAUUGAGGACUGUCGGGAAGACAUGAGAGAGACCGCAGACAGGUACAAGGAUGAGACAAGCGAGCUUAGAGCCACUUCCAGGAUGCUACAAGAAAAGCGGGACAAUCCCGAGCCGUCUCCUAAACGAUCCUUGUCAAGAAUCUCCAACCACAGCCGUUUGUCUAGAAGCUGUGACAGACAAAGCUCUCUUGACUCCAUCGCCAAUCGCAUGCGCUUUAGAAGACGGCGCAUUGUGGGCUCUGAAGACGAUGGAUACAAAUCUGCUGCCGAAAAUAACAACAGAUGUGCAUCAUCCAUCUCGUUCAACAGUCUGCCAUCUUUGCCGUCCCUGGUGGUUCCUUCAUCAAACACUGGGUCCAGAACCACCCGAAGCCUGCCAGUGACUCCCACUGUUCCAGCAGAGCAGGAGGAGGAGAGGAAGAAAAUAGAAAUACAAGAGGAAACCCGAGCAAUCCUGCAAAACAUGAGCACCAGAGACAGCACUGUGGAAAAGGAAAGAGAAAGACAACAAGCAAGGUUAGAAAGAAUCAGAAGACAGAAACGGUUUUUGUUGGAGGACAGAACCCAGCAAGCUCUGCUGCUGCUAGACAAAGCAUUGGAAAUGGACAAAGUACUUGCUCAGGACAAGGAAAGACAGGGCUUACAGUUACGACAAAAGUUAGUCGACAUGAAGAAAAAAAGGGAACAAAAGAUUGAUUCUGAGUUUGUAGAAAUUAUAGAACUUCACGAAAAAUAG